AGGAGGAGGAGGAGGGGGGGGGUGUAGAUCGCAGUCAGAGCACUGGUAGAGCAGGCUGGGUUUGGGUAGCGACAGAUGUCUAUAGGAGACAGAGAGGGCCACUCCUCGGCGAAGCACACUCAGUCCCAGAUUGCAGCUCAGUGAGCGGAGCAGCAGCCGCAGCAGCAGCAGCCGCCCCCCCGCCAGGCUUCUUCUUCUUCUCCUCCUCCUCCUCUUCUUCUUCUUCUUCACUCUUCCACCGGGAGGAUCAGAGCGCGGCACUUUUUUCCCCCCUACGGGUCGAGUUAAGGGACAAACACAGGAAACACCAUGGGAGGCAAACUGAGCAAGAAGAAGAAGGGAUAUGAUGUAAGCGAUCCCAAAGAGAAGAAGGACGAAAUCACAGCGGCAGCUGUGAGUGUUGUGGAGUCUGUUCAAGCUGCAGUGGAGAGCUCUGCGCCAGCGCCAGUAGCUGAGGUGACAGCUGAGGCUGCCAAAGUGGUAUCAGCCGCAGUAGAGGAGGUCGUAGGGUCAGCUGUGGCAGCAGUAACUGAAGCUGUGGGGACAGUAGGAAAAGCCGUGUCUGAAGAGCAGGCACCAUCAGCUCCAGCAGAGCCAGUCCCAGAAGAACCUGCUGAAGUUAAAAAAGAACCGGCUCCAGUCCCAGAAGAACCAUCUCCAGUACCAGAAGAACCAGCUGCAGUCCCAGAGGAACCGGCUCCAGUCCCACAAGAACCAGCUGCAGUCCCAGAGGAACCAGCUCCAGUCCCACAAGAACCAGCUGCAGUCCCAGAGGAACUGGCUCCAGUCCCACAAGAACCGGCUGCAGUCCCAGAGGAACAAGUUCCAGUCCCACAAGAACCAGCUGCAGUCCCAGAGGAACCGGUUCCCGUCCCACAAGAACCAGCUCCAGUUCCACAAGAACCAGCUCCAGUUCCAGAGGAACCAGCUCUGGCAGAGCCUCCGGAGCCUGCAGCAGCUUUGGAAGAAUCUAUUUCAGCCCCAGAGUUGGUUGCUGUUGAGCUCAAACCUGAGCCUGUUGCUGCACCGGAAGAGAUCCCAGUAGAGGAGCCAGUUCCAGUACAAGAACUUGUACCAGUGGCAGAGGCUAAUACAGACUCCUCAGAAGUUGUUUCUGUCAUUGCUGACACUGCACUCACAGAAGCAGAGACAGAGGCCGCCCCAGAGACUGUUAAUGAGCCGGAACCCACUCUUGAUGAGACAACCUCGACGAUGGUGCUUGAGUCUGCUCCUGCCCCAGAACCAGAGCUUGAGACUGAGCCUGAGGCAUCAGUAGAAGUACCUACUGAUGUAGAGGCACCAGCCCCAAUUUCAGAACCAGAACCAGAGGCAGAGCCAGAGCCAGAGCUCGUAACAGAGGUGCCUGCACCAGAGGAACAGGUAGCAGAGGCUGAGCCAGAACAAACACUGGCUGAGUCUGAACCUCCCAAACCUGAGGCUGUGGAAACAGAUGCAACAGCAGUUGAUGUCUCAGAGCCUGCAGCUGUGGAGGCUCCACCGGAGGUCCAGGUAGUGCAGGAGGAAACGGCUGCAGCAGUGGCACCCAACAUGGAGGCAGCAGCAGAGCCACAAGCAGCAGAAAAUGUCCCUGAGAUUGUCAUCUCCGAGUCAGCCUCUGCCAGUGAAGGCAUCGCAGAGGCGGAGGUGGUGGCUGAAGUCUCAGCCGAGAAGGAGGCCAGCCCAGAGCCUGAGGUGGAAGCCAAGAUGGAGAAUGGCGAAUUAGAGAGCCCUUCUCUUACAGAGGAGGUGGCAGAGGUGGUUGCAUCUCCUGCCAUGAAUGGAGAGUCCACCGAUGCGUCUGAGAAAUGUGUUAAUGGUAUCGAAAAGCCAGAUGAGACUCCUGCCGUGGAGCAGAGUGACUGUGAACUGAAAAAGGAUGUUACCCUGGGCGGGGAUGUUCACGAGGCUCCAGAUGCUCUAUCUGACAUGGUGGAGGCCAUCAGUACUACGGUCAGCCAGGCAGUUGACUAGAUCUGAAAAGAUGCUCUCUGUCAAAUUCAAAUGUGAAGUCAGUUUUAUCCUCUGCUGCAAGAAAAGCCAUCUAAAUGAUAAACACCACCACACAGGCUUUCUGGCGUACUGAAACCACCACAGUGUCUGUUGUGGUAACUCAGGCUAAAAGAUCCUUUUUUUUCUGAGUAACCAAAAAUUAAAUGCAACCACUCGGGGGGAUAGAGACAGAGGGUAAAAUAGCAAGUGCGUAGGAACAAUGUAUGUGCAAAGGGGAGCUUGUGUUUGGUAUUGGAGGAAUGAAUACAGUCAGUAAACUGGACAGCAGAGCAAAGUGCUGGACAUCAGCAGUGGAAGUGAUGAAUAAACGAAUAGUUCUGUUUUUGUGUGUGAGCCUGAUGAAUAAUACAAAAUGUUCUUUCGGAAGCAACAUCCAAUCCUAGUAUGCUAUUUGAUUUAGUCUUUCACAUAUCCUUUCUAUAACUAUAUGAAAAGACGCGGAUGAAAUGUUUUGGUCUUUUAUAACGAUGCAACCUGAGGAAUGUUCAUUUUAACUUGAUGGCUUGGAAUAGAGAAUAAAAAAAGAAAGAAGAGUGUUAUA
This is a messenger RNA of Lampris incognitus (smalleye Pacific opah), 2551 nucleotides long. RefSeq names its product magnetosome-associated protein MamJ. The transcript is spliced from 2 exons. Bases 310 to 1971 code for a protein of 553 amino acids. The record is from RefSeq and is a predicted model, not a curated record. Lineage: Eukaryota; Metazoa; Chordata; Actinopteri; Lampriformes; Lampridae.